UCGACUCGAUAGAGCCACCAUGGACCUCUCCUAUUGGCCAAUUUUUUUGUUUAAGGUUGUGCGAUUUUACCAUUCAGAACGCACCACUGUGUUGUCCUAUAGUCCUUUUUACGUCGCGUUGUGCUGUUUUUCUCUCGCCUGGUGGACAGCGAAGGGAGCCUCCACCGGAAAGGAUGCGUCGUUUUCUGAACGUGUUGAGGAGCUGGUUGGUGAUGGUGUCGGUCAUCGCCAUGGGAAACACCGUGCAGAGUUUCAGAGAUCACAGUUUUCUGUCAGAGAAACUCUACACAGGCAUGCCAGAGUUUGUGAACGGACUCCAAGCUCGGACAUUUGGUAUUUGGACGUUGCUGUCGUCCAUCAUUCGCUGUGCCUGUGCCAUCGACAUCCAGAACAGAACGCUGUAUCACAUCACCUUGUGGACGUUCGUGCUGGCCUUGGGUCACUUCUUGUCUGAAGCCUUCAUUUAUAAAACUGCACCUUUAACUAUCGGGGUGAUGGCGCCUCUUAUUGUGGCCAGUUUCUCGAUCAUAGGGAUGUUGAUUGGACUCCAGUGUUUCCCAGAGACCUCAGAGGAGCUAGGGGCGCGGCAGAAGAAACGUAACUGACGGUUUUUAUUGUAUUUCUGUUCCUGUUUGGCUGAAUUGAACUCACUACACGGCACAUACGAAAAAAAGUGGACCUGGUCUGUAUUUUGCUGUAGUUUGACCUGAAGAACCAGAGAUUAUGAGUGAGCUGUCAAUUUUUUUCUAAUGUGAAACUUUUAUAAUUAAACAUAAAAUACUGGAUAAACUUUA
Molecule: messenger RNA, 794 nt
Organism: Cynoglossus semilaevis (tongue sole)
Lineage: Eukaryota; Metazoa; Chordata; Actinopteri; Pleuronectiformes; Cynoglossidae
Gene: erg28
Product: ergosterol biosynthesis 28 homolog
Exons: 5
Coding region: 174-605 (143 amino acids)
Cellular component (GO): endoplasmic reticulum; membrane
Molecular function (GO): protein-macromolecule adaptor activity
Source: RefSeq, a predicted model, not a curated record